Molecule: messenger RNA, 627 nt
Organism: Meira miltonrushii
Lineage: Eukaryota; Fungi; Basidiomycota; Exobasidiomycetes; Exobasidiales; Brachybasidiaceae
Exons: 2
Coding region: 1-627 (208 amino acids)
Cellular component (GO): cytoplasm
Molecular function (GO): zinc ion binding
Source: RefSeq, a predicted model, not a curated record
AUGGAGAUUGGAGAAUACUGUACUCUUUCAAGUUGUGCAACAUUGACAUUUCUACCCGUAACAUGUGCUUAUUGUCGUUCAAGAUUCUGUCAAUCUCACUUUUUACCUUUACAACAUCAAUGUAAAGCACCCGGAGCAGCAGAAGCAGAUCGAACGUUAAGCGAUACAGAAAUUUUGAAGAGAUAUCAGCGAGUGAACACUAGACGAAAAGAUGUUCAAGCUGCAGGUCCUGGAGAACAAUCGAUACCGGCUGCUAGCUCGAGUGCAAAUGUAGAAGAGGAAGAAGAACCUUCAAGGUUACCUUGUCAGAGAGCAGGCUGUAAACGAUUCAGUCUACACAUGGACGCAAGCAUACCCAGAGUCAAGGAAGGUAAUCAAUCAAUCAAUGUCGCAAAACGGGAUGGAAGACAUGAACAAAGAAUAUUCACACAUGCUGCCCCAAGGUGUGAUCGAUGUAGGGGCUUCUAUUGUAUGACACACCGAUCUGCUGUUGCCCAUGGCUGCGCUGCUCCCGCCCCUCCUACAGAAGGAGACAAAAAGAGAGAUGCAGCUAACGAUCGCAAGAAGAAAGCACAAGAGAUUCUCAAUAAACACUUUCCAGAUAGAGCUAAUAAGCCGGCCAGAUGA